This is a messenger RNA of Trichogramma pretiosum, 1650 nucleotides long. Its product is annotated as venom protease. NCBI's taxonomy places the organism in Eukaryota, Metazoa, Arthropoda, Insecta, Hymenoptera, Trichogrammatidae. Gene Ontology annotation, biological process: proteolysis. The transcript is spliced from 6 exons. Gene Ontology annotation, molecular function: serine-type endopeptidase activity. The coding region runs from base 224 to 1321 and encodes 365 amino acids. The record is from RefSeq and is a predicted model, not a curated record.
CGAAAAGAAAAUACAAAUAAUAAGUAUAUUACCAGGUGUUAACGAGGAAUAUCAAUAACACAUUCGUUUUAUCAAAAGAACGACAGGAAGCCGGUAACUUUUUUUGCAGUCUCUAUAAAAAGUUUCGAUGAAAAGGUCUCGUGAAAGUUGCUUAUAAGCGGUUCAUUUUCUAUGAAAUAGUUUUUUUUAGCAUUUUUGUUCAAAUUGAUUAAAUACAAAUGCAAUGAAUUUCAGUGCAGUGAAUCUUAUAGUUAUUUUAUCGUUGAUUAUUACUUUAUCAGUUGAUUGUUUUAAAUUUCACAAAAAAGUUAAUACUGCCUGCAAAAACUCCGAGGGUAAACGAGGCGUAUGCAUUCCGUUAAAGAAUUGCAAAAGAAGUUUAGCUAAAGACGCCGAGCUAAAAAAGCAGUCGAGCCAGGAAUGCCCGAGCAGUCAUACAAGACCAGAAGUAUGUUGCACCGACGGCAAGAAGAAAGCUGCAAGGCCUGGGACGUACAGUUCAGCGAGUUAUUUUCCAAUAGCUCCACCGAAUUGCGGAUUCAGCGACGUUCCCCACAAUCGCGUAGUCGGCGGCGAGCCCUCGGUAAUCGGUGCUUGGCCGUGGUUGGCCGCUGUCGGCGUCCGAGUCCCAGCAACAGAGCACUCGAACGAGUCCUUCAUCAACACUUGUGGCGGCGCCCUGGUUUCGAGGCGUCACGUUCUCACGGCGGCUCACUGUCUCGCGGCCUUCGACGAGACCGAGACAUUCGUCGUAAGGCUGGGCGCCUUCGACCUGGACAACGAGCAUCCGCUAGACACGCCACCGCCGGUCGACGUGAGCGUUGAAAAGACCAUUCCCCACCCGGGCUACAAUCGGACCUCCAAGGAAAACGACAUAGCCGUGCUCAGACUCAGUAGAGACGUCGAGUUUACACUGGAAAUCCGACCGAUAUGCCUGCCACUCAAGAGCAGAAUAAGAAAUCGCAAUCUAGUCGGCAGCUUCCCUUACGUCGCUGGUUGGGGAGCAACGUCUUACGGAGGCCCAACGAGCAGCAUCGUCCAGGAAGCUCAGGUGCCGGUAAUCAGCGUCGACAAGUGUAAAAAGCUCUACGCCAAAAAGAGGAUACUGGUCGACAAGAGGAUUUUGUGCGCCGGCUACGACGCCGGCGGAAUCGACGCUUGUCAGGGCGACAGCGGAGGGCCGCUCAUGUUCCCGCUGCGCAACACUUGGUAUUUGGUCGGCGUAGUGUCAACGGGCUUCCAAUGCGCCUCAGCUGGCUUCCCAGGAGUUUAUUCGCGGGUCAGCGAAUUCUUGGGCUUCCUCAUCGACAACUUGGUUUGAGAGCUUCUUUUCGCAUCGACGACGAUUCUCACUUAUCUCGCAGCUCGCGCACACACGCCAGGGGCACAAAUCUGACGUUUUACAAAAAUACAAACGAGUAUAUAAUUAUCAAGCUUGCCAUGACGUGUGUCGCUUUUUGCGCAUCGCAGUAAAUUGCUCGAAUCUAAUCGUUUCAAUAAUAUUUGUGAUUUCCUCCAUUUUUUCCUCCAUGUUCCGGGCCACAAUUACGUAAACAGUGCGGAUGCAAACACCUCUGAUGGCUCUGACUCGUGCAGUUCAUUGCUUUACUAGCUAUUUCUAAUAAAACCAAAUUCUUUUUUAAACUUUAA